AUGUCUAUUGAUGCAUUGGUUCAAGAAGCAGGAUGUGCAAAGCCAUUCAAGUCUGGUGAUUUUUUAAUUGUUGAAUAUGAAAAUUGUAAUAAUUGUAACCAUUGGAUAAAGGAUGAUGCAUGUUGGUAUAAUGUUGAAACAGAAGCAAAACAGAUAGUAAAGAUUGUGGACCAAGUAAUAUCAUUACAACAAUCAUUUGAUUCUUCUUGGCCUUAUAUAAAACUAGAUGAUGUAUUGGAUAUAUUUAUAGGUUCUAAAAGCCAAAAUGCCAAAAAAAAAAAUCUUUCAAGUUUGGAGGAUUUUCAAAAACCUACCAAAAAAGAAACUAUUUAA
Molecule: messenger RNA, 333 nt
Organism: Cetraspora pellucida
Lineage: Eukaryota; Fungi; Glomeromycota; Glomeromycetes; Diversisporales; Gigasporaceae
Source: the annotation of a GenBank genome assembly